CCAUAUAAAAAGGUUUGCAUUUUGAUGCUCACACCAGUUCAUUUGCCUUCUCCCUCACUCACCUGCAUUGGUGAACUGCUUUACCAGCAUCUCAGAAAGAUGUCUUACUACGAGCAGCGCAAACAGCCCUGCCUGCCCCCUCCCAUUUGUGUGCAGAAAUGCAACCAGUGCGUGGAGCCCUGCAAGACGGUGUGCGUGGAGCCCUGUAGCAACAUUUGCGUGAAGCCGUGCCCCACACCGUGCGUGGAGGUCUGCCCAACACCUUGUGCCACCCAGUGCACCACAUCCUGCACCACGCAGUGCGUGGAGCCUUGUGCCACCCAGUGCACCACAUCCUGCACCACCCAGUGCGUGGAGCCUUGUGCCACCCAGUGCACCACAUCCUGCAGCACCCAGUGCGUGGAGCCCUGCAGCACCCAGUGCGUGGAGCCCUGCCCCACUAAGUGCAUCGAUGUCUGCGUACAGCCAUGUGCCACUCAGUGCUCAACCCAGUGCGUGGAGCCCUGCCCAGCCCCCUGCGUGGAGGUGUGUGCCACCAAGUGCAUUGAUUCGUGCGAGACGGUGUGCUUGGAGCCGUGCAGCACCACCUGCUCCCGCCCGUGCUGAUCGCCUUAACGCAUGAGCCCUGCAUGCAGCCCUGCGUUGCGAUAUCCACAGGCUCUCGCGCAUCUGCGGAAUGAAAAACAGGUUACAGACCCAUCUGCGACGUACUGAGACCUCUCCCGAGCUGGGCACUCCAUGCUCUCUUUGUCUUGGAAAAUAUUUCUCUGAAUGUUUCCAGCCUGUAUCUUUGCUUCCUAUGAUACUUCUGCUACUGCUAUUUCAGCACCUUUUUCCUGGUAACUGCCGUUGGCCAAUAUUAUACUGCUGGGCAUCUUGGGAAGUUAUUUAGCAAUGGUUGUGCUGUGAGCAGUUGAUGUUGGAAGAUGUCUGCCUUCUAUUCUUUAAUUCUCAUCUUGUCUUUUAAUGUCUAUGUGCAGCAAUAAAAACUGACCAUUGUUGGCA
Molecule: messenger RNA, 1005 nt
Organism: Tyto alba (common barn owl)
Lineage: Eukaryota; Metazoa; Chordata; Aves; Strigiformes; Tytonidae
Product: proline-rich protein 9
Exons: 2
Coding region: 25-606 (193 amino acids)
Source: RefSeq, a predicted model, not a curated record